Molecule: messenger RNA, 2142 nt
Organism: Daldinia vernicosa
Lineage: Eukaryota; Fungi; Ascomycota; Sordariomycetes; Xylariales; Hypoxylaceae
Product: HAD-superfamily hydrolase
Exons: 2
Coding region: 491-1852 (453 amino acids)
Biological process (GO): glycerophospholipid biosynthetic process
Cellular component (GO): mitochondrion
Source: RefSeq, a predicted model, not a curated record
CUAGUAUAAGGCCGGAUCCACACAGCAAACACGCCCCCAUCCACACUUUAUUAUGGUACAUGUAAACUAGUACGUAGGGAGCCACACAUCACACAUCAUUGUACAUGUUAAGGAGUCGUUGACGGGUAUACGUCCCUGCUGCUUUGUCGAUGUUAUCAAAUGACGGUAUGUAUUUACUCUUACCUCACUCUUCUCGAUGCUGGGUCGUUUAUGUAAAGAUAUAUAUAUCCCCUUACCCAGCUUCUCAAAAAUGGAUCUGAUAUUUCCUCCUUAACCCAAACCAUUAGCUACUCAAAAGGAUCUCGAGUGUCCUUCGUCUUGAAGAGUAAAAUCUGCAAGACAUCCAACAGAAUAAUCAACAAUAACAAUAACAACAACAACAGCAACCGCCUUGGCUGGUCCUUUUUAAGCCCACAGUUACUUAUUUGCUUUUAUAUCGCGUGUAGAGUUCGAUCAUUACAUUUUCUCUUCUUCAACCUCUUAUUUCACCAUGUCUUUGGAACCGCAACAGCCAACCUUCCACCGCGGCAGCUUUGCCGAUGAGAUCGAGACUGCUCGAACCGAUCUUGCCCGUAAGCUGCUCGUCGGUUCCCCGGCUACCAGUCCGUCCGACUCGGAGACGGCCCCGUCGCUGAGCCCGGCCGCCAGCGCCACUUCUUCCACCCCGGAGUCGGACGCGGCCAUCUCUCCCAUCUCUCCCCCCGUCGACGAAGAACUCGUUGCCGACAGCUUUGCCUUCGCCUUCGACAUCGACGGCGUCCUAGUCCGAGGUGGUCGUCCCAUCCCCGAAGCCGUCCAGGCUAUGAAAGUCCUGAACGGCAAUAACAAGUAUGGAAUCAAGAUUCCGUAUAUCUUUUUGACCAACGGCGGCGGUAAGACCGAGGCUGAGCGAUGCGGCGAUCUCUCCAGCCAGUUAGACAUUGAGAUCUCCCCGGCUCAGUUCAUCUGCGGGCACACGCCUAUGUCCGAAAUGGCCAACAAGUACAAUACAGUCUUGGUCGUGGGCGGCGAAGGCGAGAAGUGCCGUACCGUCGCUCAAGGCUACGGGUUUAAGGACGUCGUCACCCCCGGCGACAUCAUCAAGGCCGAUGCUGCCACGACGCCGUUCCGCAAACUGACACCUGAGGAACUUCGAAAUUCGAAGGAGCGCGACUUUAGCAAGGUUACUAUUGAAGCCAUCUUCGUCUUUGCCGAUUCGCGUGAUUGGGCGGGAGACCUGCAGAUCAUCCUAGACCUGGCCAUGUCCAAGGGUGGCCGCAUCGGAACUCUAUCCGAGACCUUUGACGAGGGCCCACCGAUCUUCUUCUCUCACAACGACGUGGUUUGGUCCGCCGCACACGACAACGUCCGCCUCGGCAUGGGCGCCUUGCGGGGUAUCGUAGAAUACACGUUCAAGGAGGUCACCAAGGGUAAGACAUUGGAGACUCACGCCUUCGGCAAGCCUCAGAUCGGAACAUUUGAGUUUGCCACACGCCUACUAAAGCGAUGGCGCAUGAAUCAGCAUCGCCUGAACAAGCCCCCGGAGACUGUCUACUUCGUCGGCGACACUCCCGAGAGCGAUAUUCGAGGAACCAACCAAUACAACGAGAAGGCCGAGAACGACUGGUACAGCAUUUUGGUUAAGACUGGUGUCUACCAGGACGGCACCGAGCCGGCCUACAAGCCUCGCGUCACCGUGAAUACAGUUUUAGAUGCUGUGAACCACGGAAUUGAGCGCGAGAUGGAGCGCAGGAAGAAGAAUCAGACGCAGAAGCCGCGUCUUUCCGAUAUGCCCAAGCUGAGCUUGGAAGAAGCUCAGGACUGUGCCGUAUUCAGCCCUGCUGAGGAGCGCCCUCUUGAGCUUACUGCAUGAUGUUACGAAUGUCACGAACCGGGUUUACUUUUUAGAGGCAACAUAUUUAUGAUACCAUUGUCUAUUAUUUUAACUGUCGUCCUCUGUUUUAUCAUUUUAUUUUAUCACUAUUCACUCUUUGCGCAUGGAAUCAUGUUGUAGAAAGGGGCAUUCGUUCGGGUAUCGCUAGGGAUAUCAAAUUAUGAUCAGACGGGAUCAAUGUCUAUCUGAAUAUCGUUGGACAUAUUAUGCAUUAGGUGGCGUUAUUGAUAUAAAACUGAUAGAUAAUAUCAUGUUCUCUUAAUGAAGCA